GAAAGGGCCAUAUAAGCGCGAGCGGCAUCACGCCUCGGAAACAUUGCUUCCACUUUUCAACACCCGCCGUCUCUUUCUACUGUGUUUGGGGGCUAGAGAGGGAAGACUCCGCAUGCUGAAACCCUCAAAGUUGUCAUCUUUUCCGGUGGUGAAAAGGACCUUAUUGGAGCACUGUUAGUUGUAUCAUCCCAACUUGAAUUAUCUUAAGCUCAAUGCAAAGGACUAAUGGAGAACAAUAUAUAGUUCUACGGAGUGGAAGAUGAAGCUUGCACAGGUUCACCAAAAAUUCAAUGAUUGUCCAAGUGCUGCCGAAAUGCAACCACCUUCACAAGAAUCUCAAGGUAACGAGCAGAAUAAUGGAGGCAGUGAGCCUCAGGUAGCAGAUUCUAAUUCAAUAUCUGCUGCAAACAGUGAUAACAGAAAAGUCUCCCGUGAAGAUAUUGAACUGGUUCAAAAUCUGAUAGAACGGUGCUUACAACUUUAUAUGAACAAAGGAGAAGUGGUUAGAACUUUGUCUAAUCGUGCUAGAAUUGAGCCGAGCUUUACAACUUUAGUAUGGCAGAAGCUUGAAGAAGAGAAUUCAGAAUUUUUCAGGGCUUACUACAUAAGGCUAAAACUGAAAAAACAAAUCCUUAUGUUCAAUCAUUUACUAGAGCAUCAGUAUCAUAUGAUGAAAUAUCCUAUUCCACUUAAGGUUCCCCUGACUCCCAUGCAAAAUGGGAUUCAUCCUAUGCCUGUUACCAACCUACCUAUGGGAUACCCAGUCAUUCAGCAGGCUCAAAUGCCAACAGCAGCUCAACCUAAUAUUGAUUCUAUAGGUUGUGGGCUAUCUAGCUGUCAUGUAGUCAAUGGUAUUCCUGCACCUGCUGGCUUUCAACCCAUUCAAAUGAAUUCUGGAAAUGACAGAACUUUUGAAGCAGCUGCAGCUGCAGCUCCAUGCAGUGUUGUGUCAACUGCCACCGAAAUGGCUGUCAGCCCUGCAUCUGCAGCAUCAAGCAAUCAUUUCCCUUUUACACCAUCUGAAUUGUCUGGUAUGGGCAUGGAUACUUCAGCUUUGGAUCCAGCAUUCACAUCUAAUUUUGAGACAGCGGGAGGUUUGCCGGAUGAUGGGUCGAGGGACUCCAUCAGAUCCUUAGGCCAGCUCUGGAACUUCAGCCUUUCAGAUCUUACAGCUGAUUUGACAAAUUUGGGAGGUAGAAUGCAUAUUCAUGUAAUGCUUACAGUUAUCUGAUGCGAGUUUUCUUAU
This is a messenger RNA of Dendrobium catenatum, 1246 nucleotides long. RefSeq lists its product as uncharacterized. Lineage: Eukaryota; Viridiplantae; Streptophyta; Magnoliopsida; Asparagales; Orchidaceae. The record is from RefSeq and is a predicted model, not a curated record. The coding region runs from base 260 to 1231 and encodes 323 amino acids. The transcript has 7 exons.